AAGAGGUUAGAAAAUUGUGAGAAAGAAAGAAAAAAAAUGGCUUUGCAUUGGUUAGAAGCCGUACUUCCUCUCGGAAUCAUUGCCGGAAUGCUCUGUGUCGCCGGAAACGCUCAGUAUUACAUCCACAGAGCUGCUCAUGGCCGACCAAAGCACAUCGGUAACGACUUGUGGGAUGUCGCCAUGGAACGAAGGGACAAGAAGCUCGUCGAUCAAGCUUCUAAUUAAUCACAGGUUGUUUAAUCAGAGUGUUUGUGAAGAGAAUAAAUUGAUUAAACGAUGCUCUCCAGCUGUUCCAAGGAGGCAGAGUAGAUCUCUACAAUUAAAUUUCCAUAUUUUUCAUAUUUUCUUGUAUGAAAUUUGACGUAAGCAUUAUGAUAUACAUAUGCUCUAAUCAAUUGUUUUCUUUUAGUUGAAUAUGGUGAAAUAGACCUGUGAUCUCUUUGAUGCUAUAUAACUUCUGUUGCUUUUUAAA
Messenger RNA from Vicia villosa (hairy vetch), 472 nucleotides. Its product is annotated as NADH dehydrogenase [ubiquinone] 1 alpha subcomplex subunit 1. Bases 37 to 225 code for a protein of 62 amino acids. The transcript is spliced from 2 exons. The record is from RefSeq and is a predicted model, not a curated record. Lineage: Eukaryota; Viridiplantae; Streptophyta; Magnoliopsida; Fabales; Fabaceae.